Messenger RNA from Lingula anatina, 822 nucleotides. RefSeq lists its product as uncharacterized. The record is from RefSeq and is a predicted model, not a curated record. Gene Ontology annotation, molecular function: protein binding; nucleic acid binding. Lineage: Eukaryota; Metazoa; Brachiopoda; Lingulata; Lingulida; Lingulidae.
AGCACACAUGGCCGCAACGAGUUUAUCUCGUCUGUGAAAACCCCUUGGUUAUUGUGAAUUUCUUAUCGUAGAUCAAUGCUUCACACUACGGUUGAUUUUUAACAAUUUUUGGAUUAAGCGCUGCUUUAAGCUUCGUCUAAGAAAGCAGACAUGGACCCAAACCUUAUUCAGAGGGUGGUGGAUUACCACGGUAAUGAGCUACUUGACCUGUUGGAAUCUGAUCAGACGCUCAGCAGCUUUCCUGUUCCCUCUGCCAUAGAAUACAGGCCACCAGAGGGCGAUCCCAAUGAUGAAGAAUUCAGGUGCAAGCUGAACCAUUUUUUGUCCCGUAAAUCAGACCUUCUGUACACGCCAUCUCUUCCCCCAGUGGUGGAGAUAGUUAAGAAUGAAAAGGCAGUGGAAGAUUAUUAUGCAGUGAUGCCUCCUCUAGAAGCCUUCAUGGGAGUCUCACCCAGCCAGUGCAGGAAACAUUUCUAUCAGUGCGCCCAGAAGAAUGACAUUUUUGUUGGCGUGGUGACAGCAGUACAGGAGAGUGGUCUGAUUAUUACUCUGCUGGCUUUAGACUACGGGAAGGCUAGGGACAUAGACCAAUUGAGGAUAACUGGUUUCUGUCCUCUGCGAGAAGUUCCCAGACUUUAUGCACACGAGAGUCCACUUGAUGCCUUCACCAUCAAGGACAAAGUCAGAGGCAUAAUUCUACAAGUUGACCCUGACAAAGAGAAAAUAGUGGUGUCCCUGCAGGUGUCUGCACUGCCACCUGGUGUUGAAAAUCUGAAGAUUGGUUUGAUUGCAGAUGAAGAAAUGCCAGUCCACUAUCAGUAA